CCUUCAGUGGCGGAAUGCUUUUCAGUGAAUCUAUGCGCUUGUGUCUUUCGUCUCACGGACCUGCAGAUGAAGUUUUGACAUUUCGCGAGGUUUCCGGGACUCUGUCGUCGACAUCGUGUGUAUUGAUGUUUUUAUUCCUCGUUUUUAAUCCGCCGGUAGCCUGAAGUGAUUUGGAGGGCUAUCAGCCCCCAUCAUGUAAACAGAUGCUCCAGUGCUCAGUUAAACCACCGCCGCACAUCAGAGUCAAUAUGCAAAACUCGUAUGAAGCAUCAAAGAGAAAAGCAGCUUUCAGGCGAGAUUAAAACAACACCGUCCCAACUGUCACAGCCACCACUGCCACCAUGCCCGGUGAGGACAAACCACCACAGCAGACCCGGCAGAGGAGAAAGAACAAAAAGUCCCGCUCUAAGGGGAAGAGCGUCGGUGGGAGUCCCAGUGCCGGGCCGGGAGGCAGCGUAGAUGGACAGGAUGACCUCCUCUUACCUCCGGUCCUCCAGCCUCCCCCGAAGAAGCAGCCGGUGGAGAGGCCGAAGGUGCCGGUGGCCAAGGUGGAGGAGGAGUCGUCCAUAGUUAUCUGUCUCCAGGUGCUUUUUCCCUACCUGCUGGCUGGGAUGGGCAUGGUGAUGGCCGGCAUGGUGCUGGACAGUGUACAGCACUGGGAGGUGUUUAAGGUGAUAACGGAGGUUUUCAUCCUGGUGCCUGCGCUGGUCGGACUCAAAGGAAACCUGGAGAUGACCCUGGCUGCUCGCCUCUCCACUGCUGCCAACACAGGUCAAAUGGACGACCCUGAUAAACAAUGGACGAUGGUGUGCAGCAAUCUGGCACUAAUACAGGUUCAGGCCACAGUGGUGGGCUUCCUCGCAGCAGUGGCAGCCGUGUGUUUAGGAGCCAUUUCCAGAGGAGGCAUUGAACUGGACCAGGCGGCUGUUCUGUGCGCCAGCAGCAUCACCACUGCCUUUGUAGCUGCUCUGUCUUUAGGCCUGGUGAUGAUCGGAGUGAUCAUCGGCUCCAGGAAGGUGGGAAUCAACCCCGACAACGUGGCCACCCCCAUCGCUGCCAGCCUGGGGGAUUUGAUCACCCUGUCCCUGCUGGCCGGCGUCAGCAGCACACUCUACGAGUAUAUAGAUAUAUGGUACCUGUCCCCCCUGGUGUGUCUGGUCUUCCUGGCUCUGAUCCCUCUGUGGGUGUUGGUGGCUCGACAGAGCCCCCAGAUCAGUGAGGUUCUCCGCUCAGGGUGGCAGCCUGUGAUAGUGGCCAUGUCUAUUAGCAGUUUCGGAGGACUCAUACUGGACAAGACAGUGAGUGAUCCCAACUUUGAGGGCAUGGCAGUCUUCACGCCCGUCAUUAACGGAGUGGGUGGUAACUUGGUGGCCAUCCAGGCCAGUAGGAUCUCCACCUACCUGCACUUUUGGAGCAUCCCGGGCGUGCUGCCCUAUAAGAUGAGGCAGCACUGGCCCAAUCCCUGUAUCACCUUCUUCUCCUCAGGGGUGAACUCCAAGUCUGCGCGCGUGCUGCUGAUGCUGGUUAUCCCCGGUCACCUGGUCUUCCUCUACGCCAUCUCUCUGCUGCAGGGAGAGGAGGCGCCUAUCUCUAUAGCCUUCACCGUCUGCUACCUGUGUGCUGCUCUGCUACAGGUGGCUAUCCUCCUUUAUGUUGCUGACCUCAUUGUCCGCUUGAUGUGGAGAAGGAGUCUGGACCCGGACAACUUCUCCAUCCCCUACCUGACCGCCCUGGGCGACCUGCUGGGCACUGGCUUCCUGGCCUUGUGCUUCCGCUGUGUCUCACUUGCUCAGAGCCUGGGUCUAUGAAUUUUCCCCUGUACCAUGAACUCUUAGCCAGCCACUGUCUUGUUGCACCGAUUUUGUUUGCACAGAGAUGCUUUUGAUUGGACAAUAAAGCAUUUUCUAAUCUUUAUCACAGGGCCAGUUCAUCCCAAGGAAUUUGUCACAAAUUCAGACCUUUACACUAGUGGAGAGACAGCACAUGUGACACCCACCCACUUACACCCAUCCAUCUGGGUGUAAAGUUUGCUGCCUGAAAAUGUCCGGCCCUCAGCUGGAUCUGAUUCUUUUAUUCAAGUGCAAAAGACUUCAAAAUAUUUUGAAGUUUUACUUCUCUCCUUCAGAACAUCUGCUACACUAUUUUAGUUAAAAAUCAUUCCUCUUUAUUUCUGUGGUCUAAUUUCCCUGCACUAACAACAGUUUGGUGGCUCUGUGCUCACCUCGUCUCUUAGCUCAUCUCUUUGGCUUCAUCAGAGGAAUAUGUAGCAGCAGAACAUCAUAGCAGCAGAACAUCAUGGCAGCAUAUCAACUGUGCAGGCCAGUAGAAAUGUUUUUCAAUGGCCUUCACUGUGAACAAACGGUUUGUUUGUGGAAAUUUGUUUGAACUUGAAUAGAACAAACAGACUUAAAGCAGCCCUCAUUUAGGUGGGCUGUACUAUGCAUUAAGGCUAGAGGUUGUGGAGGUUGAUACAUGUCGUACAGUAACUGGAAUUUUCAUGGAUGUAUGUCCAAUAUAUGAGUUUGGAUCCGUCUUUACUUUUUUAGAACAAAUGGAACAGAUGGUUUUUGUCAUGCACAAAAGUAACACAUCACAUGAAAAAAAAACUGAAUCUCCAUUAUUAUUCAUAUAAUAUACUUCAUGAGAGUCUAAUAACCAAAAUCCCCCAUUUUUCUACAGUUUUUGCUGAAUUAAUUUUUACGUUUUUUGAGAUAGAGCUGUCUGACAGACAGAUGGCAUGAGGUAUUUUCAUGGCCAAAUCCAAGUGGCAGGCUGCACAAUGGAAACAGUGUGAUUAGGAGGAGGACUAUUAGUAGGUGUGGUUGGAGAUUGUAUCAGUCAUAAACAUCAUGCAGAGAACAGUGCAGAGCAGCUCCACCUCAUGUACUAAUAGUAAACGGUGACUGCUGUGCAGGAGGUGCAGAAUCAUCAUAUCAUUCUAUAGCGCACCUGAAAAAAUAAUGGCGGAUACAGUAACAUAUUUAGUCGCUCUGUUUGUUGGAGAAUUAUUACAUAGUGUUUUUUUGUGAAAUGAGGUGAGGAUCCAAACAAAACAAAACUUAUCAUAAAGACUGUUUGACUUUGGGAGGGGUGGAGGGCAUACACCAGCAAGUUUUUGACAAUUAUAAUUGAUGUGUUUGUGUCCAGCAUCCCCACUCACUGUGUCUAUGAUGGCACCUACUGGCAUCAAUAGUGAAGAUUAAAAAUUAUUCCAGACUAGUGGAAUAAAAUCAAAAUCCAUGAAAAGAUACUGUUAAAGAAAUGAUUUGAUCUUUUGGAAAAUAGACUUAUCUGCCAAGAGUUAAAUGAGGAGAUUGAUGAGAUUGAUAACACUGUAUGCUAAAAAUGAGUUUACAGCCAGCUAAUGUAGUUUAGCACAAAGACUGGAAAAGGGGAAACAGCUAGGCCUCGCUCUGUCCAAAAGGUAACAAAAUCUCUUACCAACAUUUACUAAAACAUAUGUCUCUUGUUUAAGUGUAAAAACAAAAAUUCACUCAUUUUUGUGGUUAUGUGCAAACCUAUUUUUUGGCCUGGAAGUUCAGUUUUUGUAUGGAUUAAACAAAUGAGAUAUAACGUUAAUUAGUCAAAUCUAGAGGUGCUUGUAGGUGCCUGGAUUCUGACAAUGGCAGGCUAGUUCUUUCCUCCUGUUUCCAGUCUUCCAGGUUGAAUAUAAAUUGGUAUCGAUCUUCUCAUCUAACGCUUGGCAAGAAAGCAAAUAACAUUUUUUUCCAAAAUCUCAAACCUUUCCUUUAAUGGGCGGGAAAAUGAUUUGCUAAAGCUACAGUAAUAGGCCUGUAAACAUUGAUGGCUGUUGCUUCUAACACACUUCUUCACUGGGAUCUAUUUGAUCCCAGUGAAAAGACUACAUUUCUGACUUAAAGCCCCCAUCCCUCACAAAAACUGUUUCCAGAAUACCUAAUAUGCAGAUGACGUAUUGCUUUUUGUUGCACAUAGAUAUACAAUGCCAUUAAACUGGCACAUGCAAAUGAUACAGUAAUAAAUAUAAAUAAGCAAUGAGAUUGUUUUUCAGAUUCUACAUCAUAACAGAAACUGUUUAAAGACCCAGAUGUUACCUUCUAAAGCGCUCUGAAAAAUGUCACCACACAUCUCACUAUUUGUAGAGCAAUGUCAAUAUUGAACAAAUAUUUUGCAAUAUUUAAAUUUAUUGUGAAUUUUGCGCUGCCACUCAAUCUAAAAAAACAAAAAAAAAAACAGCAAUGAACUUACACAGAUGACUUCUACAUGUAUUUGUUUUCAACCAUCAGCCCAGGUUUAUGUGUUUACAUUGAUUAUUUAGCUGCAGAGGAUCUUGGGUAUUCCCUCACUUACUGCCUUACUGCUCAUUAUAACGUAAGAACCAUGAAACCUCAUCAUUACUGUAGUGAGUGCAUAUACAUGCACACGUUACUCUUUAGUGUGUUCAGACAGACAGCGAGGUGAAUUGACCUUGCGUCAUCCGCACACAAGCUGGAACUCACCUUUAACUCCAGUUCUUUAUAUUUUACUCCAGUCUCUCUCCAUUUUUCCUCUCAUCUUGUCACUACAUAGCCAACAUUAGCAUUAACAGCUGUUUACUCACCAGUCUAGAAGAAAAGUUGCGAGUUCAGCAUCAAAUUUCUUUCUUUUACUUACCAAGAGCUUUUUCCAGCAGUGGAAAUCAACUAUUGCCUUGAUCACGUCUUUUCUUCAACUGAGUGUGUUAACCAGCUAGUCGUGGCCCAUCUCGUCACUUUGUGAUAGCGAGUCAAUGUAGCCUCCAAUCUGCCCUGUAGACCCUGAUUAACUCUUGCAACGAUGGCCAAAGCUUUGUCAAGCAACAAUCACCAUCAGUGGCCGAGUCCCUUUAACACCGUCCUGGGCGAAUUUGUGUCUCUUCUUUCUAACUAAUUUCAUCCUUCCAUUGACUUUGUUUACAAUCACAUCAUGUCUAAAAUUCACCUCGCAUUCUGUUUGAAGUAACACCUAUUAUUCAAUUAACAGUUAAAGUCAUGUUUAAGCAUCUCUAUAUUCAAAUUGUGUAUAAUUUCAGCUGACAUAAAUACACAAAAAGAUAACAAUUAAUAUAUAACUGCAAAAACCACAGUAUUCUGGAUUCAGAACUUAAAUGUCUGAAGUACACUGGCCAGCUCUCUAACCUUGCUGUCAUACUUUGUGUAUGAGCUUCAUAUCAAAGAUUUACACAAUAUCUCAAAAACAACAACAAGAAAUACAAACGUGUGUGUAAAUGCACUCAUUAAAAUCACAUGGAACAUGUUUGCUGUUUGCUGUUACUCGUACCUAUUUUUAGAGACGAACCUCAUAAACACUGAAAUCUGAGGCACUUCUGAAAACAACCUGUCUGAAUAUUAGUGUGAGGUAUUUCAGUGUUAAUAGUGCUUUGCUAAAAGCUUUUAUUGUGACACUGUUACACAGUACUUUCUACACUAGAGGGUAAUGAAAUCUUAAGAUGUACUAUUUGAGUCACAGUUUAUUUCACUCGAGUUUACUGAGAUUAAUGUGUUAACUGUGAUACUGUAAGAAUUAGAGUAAAGGUAGUGUAGUACCAGCACGAAAGUGUGUCUUAAUCGAUUGGGCUGGAUGAUAUAACCUGUCACAUUUAUAUCGGUAAUGGAUGUAAUAAUCUUUUUUUUUUAAAUACAUCAUUGUAUUUAUUUCCAUUAUUGUGUUGGGUUGCUUCUUAUGUUUGUUCCAAUAUAUUAUCAUUAUUAUUAUUAUUAUUAUUAUUAAUUAACAGUUUGACCAGUUAAUAAUUCUAGACCUGUUGACAUUAUUGAUUGGUUAAAUGUCCAUUAGAAGUCACUGGUUUCUGUUGCUAUUCUUAAACUAAAUAUAUGGAAUUUAUGGUUUUAUAGCUUGCUUGAAUUUUUGAGUGAGUAAUUCUUAGUUUGUAAUAAUGGUGGUCAUUUAAAGGAGUAGGCUAGUUCAGUGUUUGGGAAACAUGUUUAUUAAUCUAUUGCCAAGGUUUAGAUGAGAAAAUUGCAAGACGCCAAAACAAAACUGGUUCUAUUCCAGAAGUAAAAAACCUCAAUUUAAAAUCCCGUUGACAUUUCUGACAUUUCUAAUCGUGCAAAUAACUAAAAGUCCAGUGUUGGAACACGUAGCUUUUAGCAUACUGUAUGUCACGUGGCUCACUCUAUAUGUUUGGAUAACAAAAGAAAAAAAAAAGAUGGCCAUUAAAUAUUUCUGCUUUCAGCGGCCUUGAAGGAACACCAUUUCCCAGAAGCUUUAGAGUACCAUGGAAUCAUGCUCAUAAAAACAGUAGCACCACAGGAUUAACCAUUGUAGGAGUUUUUAUAUGGAUUGUAAUCCAAAGAAUACUUAAGUUUCCUAAAAAUACACAUUAAAGAAAUAUUGAAUGGAUGAGUUACAGAGGCUACUGUGCCUGAUACCUCGGUUUUCUAUACCUAUGUAUUCUAAAUCUGAAAGUAAAGCUAAAGCCAGUGGGCAAUUAGCUGAGCUUAACUUGUUCUACAUUCAAAGUAAUUAAAUAAAAGAGACAAGAUGCUUUUUACAUGGAGUUUAAUGCUGUAAUGUUGGUGUGACGUAAUGGGCCAGUAACUAUAGCACUUAAGGUAAAUAGCUCCAAUGUGUAACUCUCUGUAAAACUACAACUUGUAAUUUUUACUUAAAAAGAUAUAUAAGGUAUAUAAGGUAUAUAAUAAUUUAGAGAAAACUAUGCAGUUUCCCCCUGCUUUCCCGCAGUCUUUAUGCUAAGUAAGCUAAGCUAACUGCCUGCUAGCUAUAGCUUUAUAUUUAGCAAACAAACAGGAGUGGCUUCAAUCUUCUCAUCUGACUCUUACCAAGACAGUUAAUAAACAUGUUUCCCAAAAUGUUCAAAUAUAACCUUUAAAAAAAUAUCUGGUUUAUCAUCCAGCCCUAUUAUGUCAAAGAGUGUGAUGGCAAAAAUCUCAUUGCAAACUUGCACUUUUGGUUUAAUAGUUGCCUUGAAAACAAAAUCAAUGUUUAAAAUGAACUGUGUCUUAGCUAAAAUGUCGUCAUCUACAACCAUGUCAAUGUCAACAAAUAGCUUUAUCCGCGGUGUUGCAGCAGUCCUUUCUCUCUUGCUUUCUGUAGACAAAACUUUGUACUGUACUUCAAUGUUGACACUGCCACAUGAAGACUGUAGGGGCUUCUAAAAUGCCUUCAUUUUCUAAUCUUUGCUGUGUUCACUGUCACCCGAGCUUCCACUCCCAGUGUGUUGUCUUAUGUGUGCGCAAAGAUCAAGUGUGGAAUCAAAAACAUGACAAAUGUUUGGUGAGUGUUUAUGUGAUUUUUGUGGCUAUGAACAAUUAUAUUUUAAUAAAAACCAACAGUGUUA
Molecule: messenger RNA, 7318 nt
Organism: Seriola aureovittata
Lineage: Eukaryota; Metazoa; Chordata; Actinopteri; Carangiformes; Carangidae
Product: solute carrier family 41 member 3-like
Exons: 11
Coding region: 342-1808 (488 amino acids)
Biological process (GO): monoatomic cation transport
Cellular component (GO): plasma membrane
Molecular function (GO): monoatomic cation transmembrane transporter activity
Source: RefSeq, a predicted model, not a curated record